ACGGCCUCCUGAGUCUGGCUAGCCCCACCUCUGUACUUCAAAAAGGUCAGAAUUUCAUUUGGGCCCUUACAGCAGUAACUGAUUUUCGCAAGGACAUCUCUCUCGGUUAUAUUAAAGCAGCCUUGUUUUUGUCAAACAAUGGACUCAAGUCUUACUGUAAAUGCCCCAGCAAUAAAUGAGGGCUCUCAAAUCGUCAAUGGUGCCUGUGAACUGCAAGAUGCAGCAUUACUAGUUACACAGCCAGAGUUUGCACCACAGAAUACCUCUACAAAAUCUUCAAGACUUAGUCAUAGUCGGAAACGAAAGCAGGCCGGUUCUAUUCUCCGUGAUAAAAGGACAUGCCCGGACAAUACACUAGUUUCUGAAGCGCAACCUCGAGAUACUGCCACAGAUUUUAUUAAAACAGUUGAAAACCUAUUAGGAGCUGGAGAAGGCACAAAUUCCUGGUCUGCUGCGUUGGCAAGGGUCUUAGAAGCUAACGGUGAUGCGAUAGUACCGGAUACUACUACCGUCCUGACAUCGUCUUUGGACCCACAUACAUCUGCUGUGGUUAAUCUGCCACAAGUGGUUGGAGCCGAUGUUGAGCCUUCUGUGAUUUUUGAACAAUCUCUACCUGCAAAUCAGGAUCAUUUCAAUAAGUUGUUGCUGAGUUUGACUGCACAAGUGAAAAGACAGAAUGAAGUCAUCGCUGCAUUAAUUUCGAAGUUUACAGAUCAAGAGGCAUUGCUGAGAAGCCAGACUGAAGGUAUCGCUGCAAUAAUUACGAGGACUACAGUUCAAGAGGCAUUGACCAGACUUAUAUUUGAAGCGCUCCAGAAGAUGUCUGAAGAACAAAAUUUGAUGAACAGAAAAUUGAUUGACCGAUUGGAGAACAUUGAAAAAAACAUGAGAGAAAAAGCGUUACAAUUACGUGAAAUGAUAAACACAAUUAACCAGAUCCAUAAACACAUUUUUCAACAUGAAGUUAUAAAACCUGUGCCUGUAAUGGUAGAGCUCUCAAGUCCCCAAAUACGUGAAAUGCAGAAUGAAAUGAUUCAGAUUUUUGAAACAAAUUUGUUACAAACAGGUUAUGGCGGAGAAAAUUCUGCCGAUGAUUCGAAUUCACCAGAUACUCUUACGGGUUUAAAUCAGAGUGACGUAGACAUACUAGUGCGUGAUGGAGGGACAGAAGAUGUUUAGCAUCCACAUCACAUCUGUUAACAGGUACAGUUACAUCAGAGUUUGAAUAGUCUACUCAU
Molecule: messenger RNA, 1238 nt
Organism: Misgurnus anguillicaudatus (oriental weatherfish)
Lineage: Eukaryota; Metazoa; Chordata; Actinopteri; Cypriniformes; Cobitidae
Biological process (GO): fatty acid biosynthetic process
Molecular function (GO): ATP binding; acetyl-CoA carboxylase activity
Source: RefSeq, a predicted model, not a curated record